Drosophila sulfurigaster albostrigata is the source of this 481-nucleotide messenger RNA. RefSeq names its product histone H2B. The record is from RefSeq and is a predicted model, not a curated record. Gene Ontology annotation, molecular function: structural constituent of chromatin; protein heterodimerization activity; DNA binding. The transcript has a single exon. Gene Ontology annotation, cellular component: nucleosome. Lineage: Eukaryota; Metazoa; Arthropoda; Insecta; Diptera; Drosophilidae. The coding region runs from base 60 to 431 and encodes 123 amino acids.
UCGGAUCUCUAGCAAAAUAACUGUGAAGUGAAUUUUGAAAGUGAAUUUGAAUUUGAAUCAUGCCGCCCAAGACUAGUGGAAAGGCAGCCAAGAAGGCUGGCAAAGCGCAGAAAAACAUCACCAAGAACGACAAGAAGAAGAAGCGCAAGAGGAAGGAAAGCUAUGCCAUCUACAUCUACAAAGUGCUGAAGCAGGUCCAUCCUGACACCGGUAUCUCAUCGAAGGCAAUGAGCAUCAUGAACAGCUUUGUGAACGACAUUUUCGAGCGCAUUGCUGCCGAGGCCUCCCGUUUGGCUCACUACAACAAGCGGUCGACUAUCACCAGUCGGGAAAUCCAAACCGCUGUCCGUCUCUUGCUGCCUGGAGAAUUGGCCAAGCACGCUGUCAGUGAGGGAACCAAGGCUGUCACCAAGUACACGAGCUCGAAGUAAUUCGAUUUCUUUGCACAACCUACAUACAAAAAGUAAAAGGCCCUUUUCAG